AUGAUUUCUCCCACGCGCCGGCGCUUACUCUCCAGAGCAGGCCUUGUCUCUACGUUAUUAGCCUCUAGUCGUCGAUCCAGUCUCGCUGCAGCCACCUGCGCAUUAUCGACACGCUUGAUACGAGGGGCGAUCGUGUCGCCAUCUACCUUACAGCCAGCCGCGCUCCUUCCUCAACAGCGCUUUAUAUCGUCUUUAAAGGACUACCCGACAGGCGAGCAGUCGAUAGCCGAUGAGCUUGAGUUCUUUAACGAGAAGAAAUGGGGCUGGGUCAUCUACCGCUGCACCUACGGUGACGACGCGGCCUGGGAGCGCUUUAAGGAGCUGGUCGCGCGGCAGACGCGUGAGCAUCUCGCACCGUCCCCGUAUAGCGACGCGCCUCCGGUACCGUUGCCGCGCAGCGUCGUAGAUGGUGUCGAUUGGAGGUUCGUGUCCGACCCGACUCUCGAAGGCGCGUCAAAGCAGGCACUCCGCGAGCGCUUCCGUGCUUGGGUUGCCGGGGAUAGGCCAGACCCUCCGGCGAGGCCCGGGUACAAGUCGUCGCGCCACAGCUACUUCGUGCAAGUGGAUGAGGCGUCACUGCGUAGCGUUUUUAACGAUGAUAACCCGGACGCCUGGAGGUCAGGCUGGGUCAACCUGGUGCGCUGCGUCGAAGGGCUAGACUACAAUCUGUCCCCGGAGUGGAACGCCGCGCAGGACGGGUAUAGAAAGGAGCUCGAGGAGAACGGCGAAGAGUACAUCCCAGAGGACUGGAUAAUGCUGGCGGCCUCGUCCCUGAUCCCGGGCUUCUACGGCAGUCUGAACACCAUGUCAGAGAAUUGGUCCAUGUAUUAUUCCCAGCCUCCGAACUUAGUAUCGCAUUAA
Molecule: messenger RNA, 861 nt
Organism: Cordyceps militaris CM01
Lineage: Eukaryota; Fungi; Ascomycota; Sordariomycetes; Hypocreales; Cordycipitaceae
Product: Twin arginine translocation protein
Exons: 1
Coding region: 1-861 (286 amino acids)
Source: RefSeq, a predicted model, not a curated record